AUGCUUCUUGAGCACAGAAAAGCUCAAAACGAAUCAGCGGAAGAGGAACAAGAAUUUUCCGAAGUUUUCAUGAAGAGCUUAACGUAUACCAACCGAUUCGGAAAAUUGAAAAAUAAAGAGACAAUAGCAGCCGUUAGAAGUUUGUUGAUGCAAAAGAAGCUACACAAAUUUGAAAUUGCCUCGCUAGCCAACCUGUGUCCCGAAACUCCAGAAGAAGCAAAAGCUCUCAUUCCAAGUCUCGAAGGACGUCUCGAAGAUGAAGAACUCAGAACGAUAUUGGAUGACAUACAGACAAAAAGAUCAUUGCAGUAUUAA
Messenger RNA from Wasmannia auropunctata (little fire ant), 315 nucleotides. RefSeq names its product DNA-directed RNA polymerase II subunit RPB4 (gene Polr2D). NCBI's taxonomy places the organism in Eukaryota, Metazoa, Arthropoda, Insecta, Hymenoptera, Formicidae. The record is from RefSeq and is a predicted model, not a curated record. Gene Ontology annotation, biological process: transcription initiation at RNA polymerase II promoter; mRNA export from nucleus in response to heat stress; positive regulation of translational initiation. Gene Ontology annotation, molecular function: nucleotide binding; translation initiation factor binding. The coding region runs from base 1 to 315 and encodes 104 amino acids. Gene Ontology annotation, cellular component: P-body; RNA polymerase II, core complex. The transcript has 2 exons.